Cryptomeria japonica (Japanese cedar) is the source of this 862-nucleotide messenger RNA. RefSeq lists its product as uncharacterized. The coding region runs from base 128 to 733 and encodes 201 amino acids. The transcript is spliced from 2 exons. The record is from RefSeq and is a predicted model, not a curated record. Lineage: Eukaryota; Viridiplantae; Streptophyta; Pinopsida; Cupressales; Cupressaceae.
GAAAUUAUCAUUCAAUAUCUUAGGAGGAUAAUUUCUCAUUAUUAUCCUCGUCAUUUUGUGAGGUGGAAGCAAUAUAAUAUGAUAUACCUCUGCUCUGGUUUAUUGCAAUAGCUCUCUUCAUUUCAGCAUGGCUGUCGUUGAUUUGCUCCGCUUUGCAGUGCGUGCGGGCAAAAAUUGUGUUUGCACGAAUGGAGAAAUUGAAGACACAGAGGAGGCUUUUCAAAACCCUGAGAGGCAGAUCGCAGAAAUUGAUGAAGAUCUCGUGAAAAGAGGGAUGAAACCCUCGGAGAAAGUGAAAAGAUGUAUCAAAAGAAAAGAAAGAAAGAAACCGCAAAAGCAAAAUGAGUGUGAAGGUGUCAUUCCAUAUGUUUGGCAUCGCUGCAAGAUAAGCCGCCGGCUGGACGAAUGCAAGUCCAAAAUAGUCAGAAGUCUUGAAAAGCUGGGGCUGCCCUCCUUGAAAGAAAAGAAAUGUAAAAUUAUUUUCAGCGAACAAAUGGCUGCGGAUAUUCAUGCCGAGGAAAGAUGCAUAAUGGUCUCACCCGAGGAAUCUUUAUGCACAGCUUAUAUUGGUGUAGAUAUAUGGCCAAACAAUUCUCCCAUGACGCUUAUGCAAGCUCUGGCGUCUCAUGGAUGCAAACGAAAUCGGAGAUUUUUCAUGGUGAGGGCAAAAAUUUUGGAAAUUGUAAUUUGUUCUACCGCCCUUCUGAGCAGAAUUGCAUUUUCGUGUAAGUGAUCAAGCUUAUGUAUCUUCUCUUCUCUUCUCCAAGACCUCUGUAAAAUAAUAAAAAGAGGCAGAUGUAAUGGAUUUUCAACAGAGGAAUAAACUGCUUUUGAAUGCCUCGUAGCAUUCGAUUUUGUUGCA